AAGGACAGUGCCUUCAACUACAACCAAACGCAAUUAUUUUCUUGUUCAUAUUCAUCUACAAACAAUGGCUUCUACUUGUUUAUCCAGUACUAAAAGUUGGAAGAAUGAUGUUUUCUUAAGUUUUAGAGGUGAAGAUACACGUAAAACUUUUGUUGGUCAUCUCUACUAUGCUCUAAACCAAAAAGGGAUUCAUACUUUCAAAGAUGAUGUAAGGUUGGAGAGAGGAAAAUCCAUUUCACCUGAACUUGUGAAAGCUAUUGAACAAUCAAGAUUUGCUAUUGUUGUAUUUUCUAAGAAUUACGCAUCCUCUACGUGGUGUUUGGAUGAACUUGGGAAGAUCAUGGAAUGCAAGAAAGAAUUAGGACUAACUGUGAUACCGAUAUUCUAUGAUGUAGAUCCAUCUGAUGUAAGUAAGCAAAGCGGAAGUUUUGCUGAAUCAUUUGGCAGACAUGAGGAAAAUUUGAAAGAGGAUGUGGAGAAGGUGCAAUGCUGGAGGGAUGCAUUUCGUCAAGCAGGGAAAAUAUCUGGAUAUGAUUUACCAAAUGCAUACGACGGGUAUGAAUCUAAUUGCAUUCAGCAUGUUGUUGAAGACAUACUGAGUAAACUAUGUCAAGUAAUUUCAACCAUUGAAAAAGAUUUGGUGGGGAUGGAAUCUCGAAUGCAUGAAGUAAGUUCAUUACUAAGGAUGGAAACACCUGAUGUUCGUUUUAUUGGAAUAUGGGGGAUGAGCGGCAUUGGUAAGACAACAAUUGCAAAUGCUGUGUUUGACAAAUAUUCUGACCAAUUUGAUGGUAUGUGUUUUCUAGAUAAUGUUUCAGAAAUCCAAAGGACACGUGGACUGCAAUAUUUGCAAGGAGUUCUCCUCUCAAAAAUCCUCAAGGUAAGCUUAACUAUAGCAAGUGUAUAUGAAGGCAUGAAAAUCAUAAAGCAAAGGCUACGCUCAAUGAAGGUUUUGAUCAUUCUUGAUGAUGUAAAUCAGAAAGACCAAUUAGAAAUGUUAGUUGGAGGGCGUGACUGGUUUGGUACUGGUAGUAGAAUUUUGAUUACAACAACAGAUAGACACUUGUUACAUAAUGAGGUGGAUGAUGUGUAUCAAGUCAACUUAAUGACUAUUAAUGAAGCUAUUGAGCUCUUCAGCCUACAUGCCUUUAAGCAAAGAAUUCCCGAGGAAGAUUUUGAGGAGGUUUUAAAUCAAGUUGUGCAGAAUGCCGGUUUUCUCCCUCUAGCUCUGAAAAUUCUUGGUUCGUCUCUCUAUGGACUAGAGAAGAUUGAGUGGAAAUGCGCAGUUGACAGACUUAAGGAUAUGCCAGAUCAUGUUCUUUCUAAGCUUAAGAUAAGUUUUGAACGGCUGAAUCCUUCUGAUCAGAGACUAUUUCUAGAUAUUGGAUGCUUUUAUAGAGGAAAAUUGAGGGGUUAUGUAGAGGAAAUGCUUGAGAGCUGUCAUAUUGGAUCUACAAUAAGAGUCUUAAUUGAAAAGUCUCUCUUAUUUAUCUCACCCUAUGACACAAUCGAAAUGCAUGAUUUGAUACAAGAAAUGGCCUGGCACAUCGUGAGACAAGGUGACACAAGAAGGAGCAGAAUAUGGCUUCGUGAGGAUAUUGAGGAUUUGUUUACAGGAAAUUUGGAGGCAGAAGCUGUGGAGGGCCUAUGGAUCCCAAGGAAUUACAUGCCAAAACAGGAUAUAUCCUAUUACAACAUCAAUGAAUCAUUCAGAAGAAUGAAAAGAUUGAGGGUGCUUGUAGUCAGAGCAACAAAUUUCUGCUCUGUUGACCCGAUCACUCAUAUUCCUAGCAGCAUAAGGUGGCUUGAUUGGGAAGGUUGCCCUCUAAAUUCAUUGCCACAGAGUUUUGAACCUUCAAAGCUUCUUCGUCUCGAUAUACUUGAAAGUACUACACUUCAGAAGCUCUGGACAAUUUCAAAGGGCUUGGACAAACUUAAAACUUUGUAUCUCAGCUACUGUGAGCACUUGGAAGAAGUUCCAAGCUUUAGUAUGAUGCCAAAUUUAGAGAGAAUAAAGCUGGAGGGAUGUAAGAGUUUGAGAGAAGUCAGCCCAUCCUUUGGCAUUCACACGAAGCUAACUUCGGUGGAAGUAAUUGAUUGUCCAAGCCUUGAGAAGCUUCCAAGUUGUAUUCAAAUGGGAUCACUUCAGAGUCUCAAACUUUCUUGUCUUCCAAAAUUGAGGGAAUUGCCAGAAACCAAGGAGAUUCACUGUUUAUUGACAUUGGAGGUAACUAAUUGUCAGAGCCUUGAGAAGCUUCCUAGUUGUGAUCAGAUGGAAUCCCUUGAGACUCUCAAACUUUCUUGUCUUCCAAAAAUAACAACAUUGCCGCCACUUGACGGGAUGCAUGGUUUACAGGAACUUGUUGUAGAAUAUGUUCCGAUAGUAGAGCUUCCGGUGUCAAUCGGAAAUCUUGGUUCCCUCAAACAACUAAGACUAAGUCAUUGUAAAGAUCUGGUAAGCAUUCCAAACAGCUUUUGUUGUCUGAAGAGUCUUGGAGUUCUUCUGAUCUACAACUGCAAAAGACUAGUGGAGUUGCCAGAAAAGAUGGGCGACUUGAAACUGUUAAAGAAGUUAGUAGUAUAUGGUACUGCAAUUUCCCAGUUACCCCCUUCAGUUUCAGAUCUUGGUGAACUAAACUUUUGUUCGUUCUCUCGCUGGUCUGGAUACAGACAAGGUGCAACAUUUCUGUUACCCCCUGCAUCAGAUGUAUCGCCGUUGAGGGUGUUAAAGCUUAACAAAUACACGCUGUGUAGCGGAGAACAUCUUCUUGAUCUUGGAGGCUUAUCAUCUUUGGCUCACUUGGAUUUGACUAGAAAUGAUUUUACUAGUUUUAGUGAAACCACCAAUCUGCUCUUUCAUUACCUAGAUAUUACAUUUUGUGAGAAGAUUGUGUUACCCGAACUUCCACCAUGCAUAAAGGAGUUAUAUGCAUAUGAUCCUUUAAUAUUGAAAAGCAUCCCUGAUUUCCCUAGCAAAUAUUCAGACCUGUAUUCAGUGUCAUUCACGUGUCAUAUUGAGAACAGAGGUGAAUUGACUGGUAUCUUGCACUUUGUCCUCCACUCAAUUAGUGUGGCAUCUCAGUGGGAGAAAAGGCUGCCAUUUAGCGUUUUCUUCCCUGGAGAUAUAAGAUGGAACGGGUUCACUUAUUACCGGAAAGAACAAACAAAAAGAUUCUCCACUCAACUUGAUCCAUGUUGGUACGAAAGUAAAUUCAAAGGAUUUGUUAUAUGCUUUCGUGUACCAUCGGUUAUUGGUCAGAAUCAGAAACCUUCAGAUGCUAAAUCACAACGAGGAAGUCGCAGGUUUGGAUGCGCUAAGGUUACUGCUAAGUUAGUACAAAGAUAUAACAGGCAAGAACAUGAUGUACUCCAGAAAAAAUGUUUGAUUGUUGCCCGUCAAACAUGUUGCUCUCAUGGUAGUAAAUAUGCCAUUUGCUUUAGCUACAUCCCUUUUGUAUCACUAUGGCAUUCUUCUGAUUGUGAGAAAGGGAAAAAGCUGCCAAAUGACUAUUGCUUCUUCGAGGCAUCUAUAGACCCAGACACUGCAACAAAAUGGGGACUUCUUUUGGUUUAUGAGAAUAAAAUUCAGCAGAUAGAUCAAUCAACCAUCGCGGUCCAGCUUGAUGUGGAAUCUCGGAAUACCGACCUGUUUAGAGUAUGUAAUGAUGACCAGGGCCAGAAAAUGGAGGAUGCUUCUGUUAAGAGAAGACGUCUUAAUUUUCCUCAAGUGAUGAAGGAUUCGUAUUCUCCCAGUGAGUGUCAAACUUUCCAAAUAAUUCCUGAUCAACAAUUGGAAAUACCAAGCUCUUCUGCAACUCAAAGUUUCCAACACAGGGAAGAGUCAUACGCUUCAGAACAACCCGAAACUAUAGCUGAUCCGCAAGUUAGUGAAGCAAUAGAUGAUGCUACCUCCUGCUUGGUACUUGAACAACUGGAAGCACCAAGCUCUUCCGAACAGCCUGAAACAUUUGAAUUCUCUCCAGGUGAGCACAAGGAUAAUUCAGUGACAACUGGAUCUGACUGCUCCGAAGGAUUCCCACAAUUGGAGACCACAUGCACUUCUGGACAAUCUCAAACUCUCCUUCUCUUUCCCGAGCAUUCAUGAUUUAGAAUUACCGGUGGACCUCUUGAUUUGCUGGCGAAAAGGUCACAAAUGGCAGGAUUUUCAAGCUUGUGGUGAAACUUUUGUUUUCUGCAUGAUGGUGGAUGUCCAUCUCCUCAUGUUUCUUGGGAUUCAGAGAGUAUUUAUUUGCUCCAAAGCUGUUAACAGACAAAUCGCUCAACAUAAAACAAGUGCCAGAAGCAAAGAAUCUGCAUAUUCAAUCCAACACAUUAAGUAGAGCAGCCAGUAAACGUAAUUAUGAAAUCCAUUUUUUCUAUCUAUUUACUGUGGAUUUGGUACAAUUGAAUUUGUAGGUGAGAAGAGCAUGCAUUACGAUUAA
Capsicum annuum is the source of this 4442-nucleotide messenger RNA. RefSeq names its product disease resistance protein Roq1. The record is from RefSeq and is a predicted model, not a curated record. Gene Ontology annotation, molecular function: ADP binding. The transcript is spliced from 5 exons. Gene Ontology annotation, biological process: signal transduction; defense response. NCBI's taxonomy places the organism in Eukaryota, Viridiplantae, Streptophyta, Magnoliopsida, Solanales, Solanaceae. Bases 65 to 4105 code for a protein of 1346 amino acids.